AUGGCACCAGCUCAUGUUUACAGACAGAUCAGUGCAACGUUCGCAUCCUUUCUCCAAUCUGUCACGACAGGCAUAAUCAUGGGCUUCACGGCAGUAUUGUUGCCACAAUUAGAAAUGGACGAAUAUUUCACCUACGAUAAAAACUUCGACUCAUGGAUUGCUGCAAUUUCACCACUAGCCAUGAGUAUUGGUGGUCUCUUCUCAGGUGGUUUGAGCGACUUGAUCGGCAGAAAGAUGGGCCAGAUCAUACUUAUUAUUCCCUCUAUCAUCGGUUGGAUCAUAAUGGGCGUCUCGGGCAACAACCUACUGAUGCUUAUCGGCAGGAUCGUCACAGGGAUCUGUGCUGGAGCAUCAAGAUCCAGUACCUUAGUCUAUGUUGGAGAAGUAACUGACCCAAAAUACAGACCAGUAGCUUUUAUUACUUACUCUACUGGUAUCCAAUUUGGAACUCUAGUGAGUCAUACGGUUGGAAAAUAUUGUAAUUGGAAAACCAGUUGUUACCUUUUUGCAAUACCUAAUUUUAUAAGUUUAAUAAUACUUGUAUUUUUAAAAGAAAGUCCUCUAUGGUUGCUAGCUAAAAGUAGAAUCGAUGAAGGAGUAAAAUGCUUUAGAUUAUUCAGAGGUAAUGGAGAGAGUUCACAUAAAGAAUUAUGCACAGUUUUGGAAACAUGUCAAGGAAAACCUAAGAAGACUUCUUUUAGAGAUGUUUUGGAUUUAAUAUUUAGUAAACCAUUUAUAAAGUCUGUUUUUACAACGUUCGUAAUAUUUGCAGCAGCACAGUGGUGUGGCGUCAACACAUUAUCUUUUUACGCUCAACAGAUAUUUGAGAAAACUUUUUCUAGUAACAUAGAUCCAUUUUUAUUUAUGGUAGCCACUGAUUGCUUAAGAACAGUCAUGACUGUCAUUUACUGUGUAUUAUCCAAAACCGUUCCACGAAAGAUUACUUACGUUGUCUGCUGUUUUGUCACUACUUUAUUAUUACUUGUCAUAUUAGCGUACCUGUUACUAAGGCCAGUAGGAUUGGAAUCUUUGGCAGUUACCGCUACGAUAGCGUAUCUUUGUGCAUCUGGAGCUUUACCUGCUAUUUCAUGGUCAUUCGUGGCUGAAAUAUUUCCAGUUGCAGUUCGUGGAUUUGGAUCAGGUUUAAGUACUUGUGUAUGUUGUGUGCUACUAUCUAUAUCUGUUAAAGUUACUCCUGCGGUUAUUGUAAACUAUGGGAUGACGACAUUAUUUGGGGGUUUUGCUACCGUGUCAUUGGUUACUGGUAUAUUAUUGAUAUUUCUAUUACCAGAGACAAAUGGUAAGAGUUUGCAAGAAAUUGAGAACAGUCUGUAUAAAAAGAAGAACAUUGUUCAAGAUAAUUUUGAGGUUGUAGGAGUGCUAUCAAAAUAUUCAGGUCAAUUGUCGAUACGAAAUGAUCUUUAG
This is a messenger RNA of Arctia plantaginis, 1425 nucleotides long. Lineage: Eukaryota; Metazoa; Arthropoda; Insecta; Lepidoptera; Erebidae. The record is from the annotation of a GenBank genome assembly.